Messenger RNA from Phytophthora nicotianae INRA-310, 2037 nucleotides. RefSeq lists its product as hypothetical. Bases 1 to 2037 code for a protein of 678 amino acids. Lineage: Eukaryota; Oomycota; Peronosporomycetes; Peronosporales; Peronosporaceae. The record is from RefSeq and is a predicted model, not a curated record. The transcript has a single exon.
AUGGGUCGGCUGCAUUUCACGAGAUACAAUGAAGACGACAACGAGAGCAUUCCCAGAGACAUUGACUUGGCCAGCAGCACAGGUUUCAACCAGAGUCGCGGUCUUCCUGCUUUAAACCGCAGCGCAUUCGAGCACAGUCUGAACCGCAGUGGCUUUGAGCGCAGUCUGAACCGCAGUGGCUUCGACCGCAGUCUUAACCGCAGCGGCUUUGAGCGCAGUCUUCGCGUUGAUAAUGUGCAGGUCUCGGCGAUCCCGAUCCUCGGACGGGUGGACAACCCGCUCAUGAGCUCCGUUGUCAUCAUGAACGGAGCCGACUCAGCCGUCCACAGUCCGACGUGGAGGAAGCGAGAGGCCGAUGGGGACGACGAGUCCUCGUUGCCAUUUCCAGCUUUAUCCAGGAAGUUUGAGGUCAAUUUGGUGUCUCGAUGGCACGUCGGAUUGCUCGUGUCCACCGGGUUUGCCGGUAUCCUCACGACGUGUCUGAAACGAGGCGUGUUGCCACUGCUCGAAGCCGAACUCAAGAUGCAGCCGUACCAAGUGGACGCUGCGUCCGUGUUGGUCCUACUUCCGUGGUCCUACAGCUUCAUUUGGGGCUUCAUAUCAGACGCAGUGCCUAUUCUAGAAUCUAGACGCAAAGCCUACAUAAUUCUCGCGUGGAUGACGACCAUGUUGGCAUGUUUUGCGAUGGCUCUGAUGGACCAGUUUAUCUCGUAUCGCGCGGAGGAAAACGACAUCACCACUGCAGACCUUUUGAGGCAUUCCGAUGGCCUCAUGGACCUCUACAUGGUAUUCUUAAUGAUGGCCAACUUCGGCUGCAUCGUGGCACUUGUCAUCGGACAGACAUACGUGAUCGCACAGACUCGUAAAGAACGCAUGACCGUGCGCGGCACAGCGCUCGGAACGCUCUUAAUCACGCAGUUCAUGGGCGAAUUUGUCGGCCAGGUCAUCGCAGACUACGCCAUCUUUGACGUGACGGAUCUCGGGGCGACUCCGAAGGUGACGCUGCGUCAAACGAUGCUCUUUUUCGUCUUUUACACGGUCAUUCCGUUGAUCGCGCUCUGCACGUGCUUCUUCGAGAAGCCUGACCCGCCUCCGAUCAACGCCGCGCGUGAUCGCUACAACCGCGCAACCAUCGAGAACUUGGAGACGUCGGCUUCAGAGCUGCAGCGCGCCUACAUGACGGCUGCGAACUUCUACCAACGCGUUAAACUAGCGCUGCGCGGCCACUGGAUCCGCCUGCGCAGCGCUCUAGGCAAAGAGUCGACGUCUCGAGUCAUGCGCUUUCUGAUUGGCUUUAUAUUCAUGUCGGAAUUCUCGCUGACAUAUCCGACCAAUCGGAUCGAAGAAUGGUGUGGCAUGAACGCUAAGGCGGCGUCCACCGGCCACAUUAUGAUGCAGGUGUUCUCCGUGCUGUGCGGUAUCCUCUGGAAGUAUUUCUUCUUGAACUGUGACUGGCGCUGGUGCGUCUUCUCCAGCUUUAUCAUUAUCACCAUGACGCCGCAGUUCGUGUACUACACGAUGGCUACACUCAAUCCGGGUGCGCGGAAUAUCGAUAUCUACGCGGUGGUCUCGGCUCUGACGGGCUUUAUCCGCAGCGCUAUUGUGAUUUUAGAGCUUGCAAUCACCGCAGAAAUCGCCCCUGUGGGCGGAGAAGGCGCUUUCGUCGGUAUUGUCGUCUCCAUGGCGUCGAGUAUGCGGUUGAUGGCGAAUACGGUGUCUAACGCCAUCGGAUUCAUGUUUAAGGACAUUGACGACUCGGUCAGCUCACGAGCAGACCCGGACAGGAUGCAGGUGGCGUUUGCGCUGGUUGUAUCGCACAUUAUCCAGGUCCUCGGCCUCGUGGCGCUCGUCUUUUUGCCAAAGCAAAAGCGGCAACUGCAGCGACUGCAUCGCUUUGGCAACAGGGACGACAAAUGCACCACGUGGUGGAUCAUCGGCUGUCUCGCAGCUUCGUUUGUAGUUAGCACCAUCUUCAACGCGUUGGCCAUCGCACCGACGACGUCUUGUAUGUCGAUUGUGGGCGGCAGUGGCUGCUAA